UGGGCUGGGCUGACAGUGCCUAGUGGCAUAAGGCAGAAACGCCUGCAGACAUUCCCUGGGAAAGGGCAGCAGGAAACAGGUGUGGCAGUGUCAGGGAGGAUUCCUUUCAUCCACGUAGGGUGAGAUUCCCAGGGAGAACUGAAGGACUCGCUUGAGGUGUGAAUGAGGCAGGAUGAACUGGACAGGUUUGUACACCUUGCUCAGUGGCGUGAAUCGGCAUUCUACUGCCAUUGGCCGAGUAUGGCUGUCAGUCAUCUUCAUCUUCAGAAUCAUGGUGCUGGUGGUGGCUGCAGAGAGCGUGUGGGGUGACGAGAAGUCUUCCUUCAUCUGUAAUACCCUCCAGCCAGGCUGCAACAGCGUCUGCUAUGACCAGUUUUUCCCCAUCUCCCACGUGCGUCUGUGGUCCCUGCAGCUCAUCUUAGUUUCCACGCCAGCUCUCCUCGUGGCCAUGCACGUGGCCCACCAGCAGCACAUAGAAAAGAAAAUUCUGCGGCUUGAAGGUCAUGGGGACCCCCUACACCUGGAAGAGGUGAAGAGGCACAAGGUGCACAUCUCAGGGACACUGUGGUGGACCUAUGUCAUCAGUGUGGUGUUUCGGCUGCUGUUCGAGGCGGUUUUCAUGUACGUCUUCUAUCUUCUCUACCCUGGCUAUGCCAUGGUGCGGCUAGUCAAAUGCGAGGCCUAUCCGUGCCCCAACACAGUGGACUGUUUCGUAUCCCGCCCCACUGAGAAAACCGUCUUCACUGUCUUUAUGCUCGCUGCCUCCGGCAUCUGCAUCAUCCUCAAUGUGGCCGAGGUGGUGUACCUCAUCAUACGGGCCUGUGCCCGCCGAGCCCAGCGCCGCUCCAAUCCACCCUCCCGCAAGGGUUCUGGCUUUGGCCACCGCCUCUCACCUGAAUACAAGCAGAAUGAGAUCAACAAGCUGCUGAGUGAGCAGGAUGGCUCCCUGAAAGACAUACUGCGCCGCAGCCCUGGCACCGGGGCUGGCCUGGCUGAGAAGAGUGACCGCUGCUCAGCCUGCUAAUGCCACAUACCAGGCAGCCUCCCAUCCAGCCCUUCACCACCCAGCCCUGAGCCUGCCCCUCUUCCUCCUCCCCUGCCGGUGAGCAGGCCUCUGCCUGCCAGGGAUUACUCCAUCAAAACCUUCCUUCCCUCCCUACUCCCCUUCCUCUCAGAGCCUUGGUGCUGAGAAACUGGAGGGCUGGGGAGCUGGACACCGCCUAUGCAUGGGUGCUCAAGGUUACUGGGCAUGUGGGCAGCUUUUGUUGGCCAUACCCCCUCCUCUUCCCUCUCCCCCUUUCCCUGGGACCACUGGGGACAAGAGAUGGGUUGCUCUGACAGUGAUUCCAAUUAUGAAACUAAUCCUAACCCUGUGCUGUCAGAGAGCCCAUUUCUGCAGUUACAUCGGUGGGGAGGGCUAUGGGCAAGCCGAGUGGAGGAGGGGUCCUGUAGACACGUGGAUAGCAAGCAAGAAAAGGAGGUACUGUCUUAUCUUGCCACCUGCCUUAUGGGAAAAGAGGACAAGUCUGGGGUGAAGGAGUUUGGGAGGGAGAAGCAGGCAGAUAAAUUGGAGGGGGGAUGGUCAGGGUUGCCCCUGUCUCCAGUCCCCAAGGCCUCUCUCUCUGAAACGUUACACAUUAAACAGGAUUUUACAGUAAA
This is a messenger RNA of Jaculus jaculus (lesser Egyptian jerboa), 1659 nucleotides long. RefSeq names its product gap junction protein beta 1 (gene Gjb1). The record is from RefSeq and is a predicted model, not a curated record. Gene Ontology annotation, cellular component: connexin complex. The transcript has 3 exons. Lineage: Eukaryota; Metazoa; Chordata; Mammalia; Rodentia; Dipodidae. The coding region runs from base 173 to 1024 and encodes 283 amino acids. Gene Ontology annotation, biological process: cell communication.